GAUACUGUGAAUAAGGACACUGAACCCAAAGAUCCAUAUCCCAUUCCAAGAAAGAUUAUGGCUGAACCAGACUACAUAGAUGAUGACAAUCCUGAAUUAAUUAGACCUCAGAAACUAAUUAAUCCUGUGAAGUCAUCCCGGAAUCAUCAAGAUCUCCAUAGAGAGCUGCUUAUGAAUCAGAAAAGGGGUCUUGCACCUCAGAACAAACCAGAACUACAGAAAGUGAUGGAGAAAAGGAAACGAGAUCAAGUUAUUAAACAACAAAAAGAAGAGGAAGCACAAAAGAAGAAAUCAGACCUGGAAAUAGAGCUACUGAAACGGCAGCAGAAACUGGAGCAGCUGGAACUGGAGCAACAGAAGAUACAGGAAGAGCAGGAAAAUGCACCUGAGUUUGUCAAAGUCAAGGGCAACUUGAGGAGGACGGUCCAGGAAGCAACAGAAGCACCAGACUCCUAGAAGCCAGCGCCUGCUAAGACUUCCAGCUUUCCUGCAGAGAGAGGCUUUUGCAAGUUGUCUCAGAUUUACCCCUCGAGAGGGAAAAUAACAGCAUCCAGCUGACACUUUACUGAAGAUGAGAUUUUUCGUCCCUGGGACGUGUGGAUUAAAAAGACAGUACCUUAAACAGAUCGACUUGCCAAAUGCAGUCCUGAGAUCAAUGGAUAAGGAGCCUGUUUGUCAGUUCAGUAUCAUGGACCUGACGUGCUUGCUCAGAGAUUUUAACCAGGGAUACUAGAGAAACUCCUUCAGUGUUGCACUGCUUUAUCUCUUGUGAUCCUAGUUUAGUGGAGAUACACAGAUUAUAUUUUGCUUUAAAACAGAACAAAUAUCCUCCAGUGAUUUCUUAUGAAGCUUUGCAGUGCAGGUAAAUUUCCUCCAUCUAGACCAACAGCCUAUGUAUAUCCCACAAUAAUUUGUGUUCAGUUGGAAUUUUUAUCAAAUCUGGGAGGAUACGAGGUGUAUUGAUCACUGCUGCCCAUCCCCACUAGGAUAGGCAGGUGUGGGCAAACCGAGAAUGCUUAAAUCUCACCAGCAGUGAAUAGUUAAGCAGCCUUAAACCCCGGUUCUCCCUGUUUG
Antrostomus carolinensis (chuck-will's-widow) is the source of this 1074-nucleotide messenger RNA. It is a transcript of the gene FAM107B, whose product is annotated as family with sequence similarity 107 member B. The transcript has 3 exons. Lineage: Eukaryota; Metazoa; Chordata; Aves; Caprimulgiformes; Caprimulgidae. The coding region runs from base 58 to 456 and encodes 132 amino acids. The record is from RefSeq and is a predicted model, not a curated record.